UCUCACCUCACAAUUCGGAAUAUGCUCCAUUGUCUCUGCAUAUUCAUAAAUUACUUUUCCGGCUUUCCCACUGGUUGCAUUUGCUAAGCGCUUUCAGAGGACUUCUGCAAACGCUCAAUGCAAAAUCAACUGCCAUAUGUGUGGUGAACAUUCAUAAAACAUUAACUGUGAUUACUCAUUGAUAUAAAUGUUACUCCAAGGAUGAAAGCAAUUUAAUAUCAAACUAAUUAUGUUUCGUACCAAGUCUUGAAACCAAUGUCAAUAGGAUUCGUAAAUGAAAGCAAGUAACCCUGUGUGUGUAACGGGAGCAUUUUAGGUCGCUUAGAUCAAUUGGUUAAAAGGUGAAGAGCACAAGUAAUAUUAAAUUAAGAUUACAUUAUAUAGGAUUGCACGAUUCAAACAUCGGAUAUUUCACAAAGACAUAAAUUCACUGAAUCAGCAAUAAAAAAGUCAACUUUGAUUUGCUGCUUUUUUAUAUAUAAAAUAUGCUUGCCUUAAAGUCUUCAAAUGCUAAAAAAUUCUGGGAAAGUUUCGAGAUAUAUUGCGAAACAACUUCUGAAGAGCUUCUUUCUGAUCAAAGCGGAUGGUGCGAAUUUGAAAAAAGCAAUGUAAUUUUUGAAGAGUUUCUAAUUGAAGUAAUGAUUUCAAGAUUGGUUGACAAAACUUUUCAUAGAAGUUCGAAAGACCCCGAACAGCCACAGAAACAACUCAGCUGGUCUGAGGCUACUGACAAUAAAGUCGAUGAAGAGGUUUCAGAAGAAGAGAGAAAAUACUUUAAAAUAAUCGAGGAAUCUCAAGCGGGAGUUUAUGAAGAUUUGGCGGAAGACGAAAAAACAUCAAGAAUUUUACAAUCCUAUUUGCAUCACCAACUUCCUCGUACACCACUCCAAAUUAGAAUGCCACAAAUUAGUGGUGGACAGUAUAAACAGUAUAAACCAAAACCUGCAUAUGAAAUACCUCGACGUCAAUCCCAUAGCUUACAAAGGCAUUCAACAGUACCAAUGACAUCAUAUGAACAAUUUACAGAAGAGAUUCCAUCUGUAACAGGAGGAUGGAGUUAUUUGAUCUUACCUAGAGCACAUAAAGGAAGCACUGAACAAGAAGAUGCAUUAAGUAACCCUAUAAUAGGUUUGUCGGCACCACCAAAUCCAGUCCAUUAUAUGACAAUGGAUGAACUUUGGGGUAAUCUAAAUGCAGCAGAAAACAUGCCAUUAACUGUUGUACCAUCCACAUAUUCGGAAUUGCAGGCAUAUCCUGCAAAUCAAAAGAUACUUAAACGUUCAAGAAUACCCAUAAGAAAGCGCCCAAAGCCUUCAAGACUACCCGUAAGAAUAAAAAACUUUCCCCUUCACCUUCAGACGUCGUCUUCACUAAUACCCAUGGGUACGCCUUCAAGAAUACCCCUAAGAACAGAACGCUUACUUAAAAGACGUGCGGUACCUCCAAGAAUGCCCGCUAGACUAGAACACUUCCGUAAAAUCGGUGCUACGCCUUCAAGAAUACCCCUAAGAACAGAAUACUUACCUAAAAGACAUACGAUGCCUUCAAGAAUACCCAUAAGACAUACGGUACCUUCAAGAAUACCCAUAAGAACAAAACGCGUACUUCACAGAGGUGUGUUACGUGCAACAAAACCCGCUGGAAGAGAAAACUUAUUUGGUGCUAUGCCUUCAAGAAUACCCGUAAGAAUACCUCGUAGACGUCGUAUGAAGUCUGUAAGUUUUGAAGAGCUUCCUAGUCGAACAUGUACAAAACCAUUACGAAUGGGUAUGGAAAGAAGAUUGCAUACUUUACAAGAUCCACAGCAACUUCGAAGACGUGGUACAUUUUAUGACAUAAAACGGGCGGAAGCUUUAGAAGCAGCCAAACGUAGAAGGGAUGCAAUAAGCGCAAUGUACCGUGCGGAGGCUACUAAGAAGGAAACGCUACUAAGCCCUACGAAGAGACUAGACCCUACGGCGGCACAAAGAAUAGCUCUCGAAAGGAUAAAGGGUGUAAUGGCGGCACAAAAAAAAGCUUCCAAAAGGAUGAGGGAAUUAGAAAUCCAAAAAGAACUUGUGAAGGAAGCUUGGAGGAAUGCACUACCAACCCCUGAGGAGGCACGAAGAGAAGCUCUCGGAAGGAUAAGGUCUGCAGGAAUCAAUAAAGUCUUAAAGUCAGUUUAUGACGUAGACCCAAUGAUAACUUAUGACAUACAAUUAAAGCCAAGCUGUGCAUGGAAUGACUCAUGGGAUGAACCAUGGGAUGACUUAUGGGAAGAACCAUGGGAAGACACAAAAUCACCACCAAGGAGUGAAACAAGAGAGAAUACUGUACGAGAAUAUAUUGAUGAACGUGCUAGGAAAGGGGCGACAGCUGCUAGAGAGGUGAAAGCUCUCCGUGAGAUGGGAAAUAUCAGAAGUGCGGCAAGACAACAACUUCGAGAUCUGUUGGAAGGAUCUCCUAGAACUCACACAGAAAUUUCAAUUCCAGAUUUUCGUAGCAACGAAGCUCGAAGAAGAUAUUCAAGAAUACCCGUAAGAAUAAAAAGAGGAGAAAAAAGGCACCGGCCAGUGGAAUCACUCAGAGAUCCUCGGUAUCCUAGCCGAGGUACACUGACUUCACAAAUUUCAUUAGAUGCUUCAUAUCUUGGAUGCCCAGUGCAUGGUAUGGGUUCUCCAAAAACAUCAACGCGUGGUACGGGUUCUCGAAGAACAUCAACGUAUGGUAUGGGUUCUCCAAGAAUAUAAGGAGCUCAUCGUUCGAAAACGUUGAGUUCAAAAGAGUUUCCUAGAGACUUCCAAGAAUAUUAUUAAAGCUAAAAAAAAAAAAAAUGAAAUACACAAAGAUAAAGUUAUUCGAAUUAUUUGACAAAUGCAUCGACUUAACGGUUGUCGAUCAGAUAUCGAUAACCAGUACAAUAAAUUACGUUUAAUAAUAAUUCAGAUUCAAUAAAAUGAAAGUAUAAAUUA
Messenger RNA from Octopus bimaculoides (California two-spot octopus), 2951 nucleotides. RefSeq lists its product as uncharacterized. NCBI's taxonomy places the organism in Eukaryota, Metazoa, Mollusca, Cephalopoda, Octopoda, Octopodidae. The record is from RefSeq and is a predicted model, not a curated record.